AUGUUCGAUAGAUUUUCGAUUAAUUGUAUUAUCUAUAUAGAUACAUUAAAUAUAAAACCGUUAAGUAAGGAUAUUGAGUGGUCUCCGGAUGCGUCAAACGGCGUGGAGGCCACAGGGGUCGCAGGGUUCCAGGCCCCAGUCGAUAUGCCGUCGACCUCCAGCGAAGAGCGCGCCAUACGCCGCGUCAUGGGCCGCUGGGGCGCUGAGUGGUUGAGCUGA
Parnassius mnemosyne (clouded apollo) is the source of this 219-nucleotide messenger RNA. NCBI's taxonomy places the organism in Eukaryota, Metazoa, Arthropoda, Insecta, Lepidoptera, Papilionidae. The record is from the annotation of a GenBank genome assembly.